Molecule: messenger RNA, 1791 nt
Organism: Prorocentrum cordatum
Lineage: Eukaryota; Dinophyceae; Prorocentrales; Prorocentraceae
Source: the annotation of a GenBank genome assembly
GUGACCUCCCCGGAGGCCCCGGCCGUUUUCAAUGGCCUGAGGGACCGCGUCGCCAGGUGGGUGCAGAAGAGCAACAAGGCCCUGAGCGACCAGUCGCUGCCCAUCAAGGUGGCGGCCUACCGCAACACGUGGUGCAUACUCUACGAGCAGCCGAGCCCCUACCACUUCCUCUUCCAGUACUACCUGCGCGACGCGGGCGUGCAGAUGGCAUGGGUCGGGACGGGGAAGAUGCUGCUGAACCUCGAGUACUCUGAAGAGGACGACCUGGAGCGGUUAACCAGCCUCAUACUGAAGGCCGCGAAGGCGUUCCAAGCGGACGGCUGGUGGUAUCAGGGCACCAUGCCCGGCAUCGGUUACUUGGCCAACCUGAUCGUCGGCCCGUCGCUGCGGUUCCACUUCGGCAGCCUCCUGAUGCUGCUGGGGGCGGAGAACGAGUACGCUGCGUUCCACUGCCAGGUCAUCCUAGCUAAGGACCCGACCACGCGCAUGGAGAAGCAGGAGCAGUUCGUCAACAAGGCCAAGAAAGCGCUGACGGCCGCCAAGGGCGCCCAGUUCGCCGCGGAGCUGGCGGCGGAGGCGUACAGGGCGGAGACGGCCAAGGCCCUGAAGGAGUACCAGCACGCGCAGGAGUUCAUGGCGCAGAUGGACACCAGGGACGGCGAGGCCAAGCACAUCGACCGCAUCGCAGAGGACAUCUGCGAGGCCGCGUGGAGCAACACGGUGGACCGCAGGGCCGGCAUGAUCAACUGGAUCUGGGAGCUGCGGCGGCGCCUGCGGCGCCUGCGGCUUCGGCGUGAUCCGAGCAAGGGGCCGCGUGCCCCAGGGGCAGCAAGUUUCUACUCCGUCGAGCUCGGUUUCGACAGCAGUGCCGAGUUCACGCGGCACAUCCUCUUCCUCGACGGGAUCUCAGGUGCGCGAGGACAGAGCUUCAUCAGGGGAGGCUCAGACUUCAUUGCCGACACCUGGUCGUUCGAGGCCUUCGGACACCCCGGGCCAGCGGGCCCGUACCCCGAGGCCGACGGCUACGGCGAGGAGUUCGAGGCUGCCGGUGACGAGCUUGAGGCGGCCGAGGAGGCCGAGGCGGCGCAGGAGGAGGCCGAGGAGCCGCAGGAGGCCGCCGGCGCCGAGGAGGGCCAGGGCGCCGCCGCCGCGGAGGAGGCUGCGGGGCUCGAGGAGGCGCCGCAGGAGGAGUUCGCGGAGGAGCCGGUAGAGGCUUCGGCGGAGGAGCGCCGGCGCGCCGCCCGAGGAGGUCGCCGUCACCGAGGUGCCCUCGCGGGAAGCCGACGCAGCCGAGGCGGCCGCGGCGGCCGAGGUGGCGGCGCGCCUGGAGGCCCGCGUGGCCGAGCUGGAGGACCUGAGGCGCUCGCCGCGGAGAGGUCCGCCCGGGAGGCCGAGACGGAGACGCUCCUGCUUCGCGUGGCCGCCCUCGAGGCGCACGUGUCCAGACGCCGGGAGGAGGAGGCCGGCGUCGGUGCUGAGGAGCUGCGGGAGGCGGAGCGCAGGCUGCAGAGGCGAGUUGCGGUCGGCGCCCUCGCCGAGGCCGAGCGCCGGGAGGACGAGGUCGCGCUGCGGGACGCCGUGGGCGCGGCGGAGGCUGCCGGGGUGGAGCCUGACAGGAUCCAGGCCCUCCGCGGCGCCCCGCCCGCCCUACGCGCUGCCGCCGAGCCGCGCGCCGAGGGGCCGGCCGCGGGCGCGGGCGGUUUCGCGGCCGCCGCGUGCUCGCUCGUGGCCGCGGGCGCCGUGGGCGCAGCCGCGAACCGCCGCCGCGCAUCCGCUAAGGUGUGGACCUAG